This is a messenger RNA of Cimex lectularius (bed bug), 3790 nucleotides long. It is a transcript of the gene Elp1, whose product is annotated as elongator complex protein 1. Gene Ontology annotation, cellular component: cytosol; elongator holoenzyme complex. The record is from RefSeq and is a predicted model, not a curated record. NCBI's taxonomy places the organism in Eukaryota, Metazoa, Arthropoda, Insecta, Hemiptera, Cimicidae. Gene Ontology annotation, biological process: tRNA wobble base 5-methoxycarbonylmethyl-2-thiouridinylation. The transcript is spliced from 20 exons. Gene Ontology annotation, molecular function: tRNA binding; protein binding. The coding region runs from base 131 to 3748 and encodes 1205 amino acids.
UUAUAAGAACCUUCACACUGUUCUUAGUUCUACAAUCUACAUCUACAUUCUUCAGUUUUUAUCGUAGUUCCUAGUUGUAGUCUCGAUUCUAGUUGUCACUUUGCAGUUUUAUGUUCAAUCGCCGACGGCGAUGAAGAAUUUACGUUUGUUCCUAAACGUGAGUCGUAGAAUUGAGGAGUUUGGCGAAGGCGAUUUGAAAAUAAUAGGUACCUCGAUCCGUGCAGAGGGGCCAGAAUCGUUGUUCAUUUUUCACCGGAACAGGCUCUACAGUCUGAUCCUGCCAAAUCUUGAGCUUCAAGAUGUCAAGAACGAUUUUACUUUACUCCACCUAUCAGGAAAAGAGAGUGAUGUUGUCGGUUCCAUCUACAAUGAGAUCUUUGGAGAAAUCCAUCUGGUUUAUGCUUCGGGUGUAGUCCUCACCCUCAUGAUCCAGGAUGGUGAGGUCUUGUCGGAAAACGCUAACUUCAUUGUAGAAGGAAUAACCUGCGUAAAAUGGAGCCCAAACCUUGAACAAGCCGCUGUACUUGUUAAGACUGACCGUCUCCUCAUCAUUAACUCGUCUUUCGAAGUAUUGAACUCUGUAGAUUUACAGAGCCUAGAUGAGGGUGAACGAAAAUCAGUCAGUGUCGGUUGGGGUAAAAAAGAAACCCAAUUCAAAGGUAGCGCUGGGAAGAAAGAAAUUAAAGAAGAGACUGUUGAACAAAGUGAAAUCAAGAAUGAUUUAUCAACUUCAAUCACUUGGAGAGGCGAUAGUGAUCUCUUUGCUGUAAACUACUGGUGCAACUCUUUUAAUAAGCGCAGGAUCAAAAUUUUUGACAAAGAAGGAAAUCUUCAGAGCAUUGGAGAAGACCUACCUGGUUUGGAAACCCCAAUGUGUUGGCGUCCUCUGGGAAAUCUCAUUGCUUUUUGUCAACGAUUCAUGAAUAGAUAUGUUAUUGGCUUCAUGGAAAAGAAUGGCCUGAAGCAUGGCGACUUCAACCUUUCAAAAGAUGUUCAGGUCAUCAGUAUUGACUGGAAUGUUGCCUCAAAUAUUAUUUUGGUUGUGACUGUCACAAAGAAAAGUGAUUAUCUAUUAUCUCUAUGGACGACUGGGAAUUAUCAUUGGUAUUUGAAACAAUCGUUUAAAUUCAGUCAGAAGCCUAUUUUAGUAUCGUGGGAUGAACAAAAGGAGACCAGACUUUUUGUAGUAACCGAUGACAAAAUCUUUCAUGUUUUGGAGUUCACUUGGGUUGUUGAUCAUAGCACUUACAAACAACCAGAAUCCUCUUACAUAUCAGUUAUUGAUGAUGAUAAAUUACUUUUAACACCAUUUAAUACGGCUAUUAUACCUCCUCCAAUGUGUUGUUGGUCAUUAAACUGUGAUUCUUCUAUAAAUCAAAUAUUAUAUUGCCCAGAUUUCAAACAAGGCUGUGAUAAUUGGUUUUUAUGCGCUGUCUGUAGUAAUAACAAAAUCUGCUUUUUUGAAAUAGUUGAUGGAAAUCCCUCUUUGUCAAAAAUAUUUGAUAUGCCCUUUGACAACAACAAACUUGACAACAAAUCCAUCCUAGGAAUAUGGGAAUGGUUGACAAAUAAUAUGCUAGUAUGUUGUAACACAAAUUCAAAAACUGGAUUCUCGGAUAUCGCUUUUAUCAAAGUUGAAGCUGAUGGAUUGUUUUUGAAAGAAAUUGUUCGUUUGGAGAAAAUGAUCAUUGCAGUGAUCAGAAAAGACGAUCAAGCAUUGUUACAGACUGUUGACAAUGAAUUUAUUAAAUGCAAUAUCGAAUUUAAUGAUAAUUUACCAAUAAUUUCCUUGCCUGAGCAAGUAUCCAGCACUGUAAUUGUUGACAAUUUCAUAUAUGCUUUAAGUAACACAAAGCACUUGUAUGUAAAUGAAAAACAAAUCGCUGCAAAUAUAACAUCAUUUUUUGUGAAGAAGCCUUACAUUUUAGCGACGACCACUCAUCAUACUCUUCUUAUUUUAAAAACAUUAGAUGAAACAUGUGAAGAAGUUUCACUUAGGAAAUUGGAAAGAGGAUCAAAAAUAAUUUUAGUCACAGGGAAUUCAGUGGUAAUGCAACAUCCAAGAGGUAACCUAGAGACGAUACAGCCGAGGGCAUUAACGAUUCUUGCCAUCGGUUCACUACUUGACAAACAAUGUUACAAUGAUGCUGUCCAUUUGUUGAGAAAGCAGAGAAUAACCUUUGACCUGUGCGUUGAUCACGACCCAGAAAUGUUUUUAGAAAAUGUAGAUAAGUUUGUCGAUCAGGUAGACCAGCAAUGGAUAACGCUGAUGGUAACAGAGCUCUCUGAAAAGGAUGUAACCAAAGGAGUUUACUCUGCGUACUACAUUCGGGAUAGUCAUGUAACACUGACUGAUAAAAUUGAUAUUGUCUGUAAUGCGAUUCUUGAAGCUUUGUCCAGACAAAACGACAAUAAAAACUCCCUUGCAAAACUGAGCUGUUUAGUCAAAUUAAAGAAAAUUGGAAAAGCCAUCGAACUGGCCAACGAUCCUUCAUCUUUACAACACUUACUUUUCCUUGUCGAUGUUGAAUCACUUUAUAAAGAAGCUUUGGGUACUUACAAUCUCAAUGCAGCUUUAAAAAUAGCAGAAAAAUCGCAAAUGGAUCCAAAAGAAUACGUGCCUUAUUUAAACAGCUUAAAAGACUUGGAGAUCAAUUAUAUGAAAUACACUAUUGACAGGACACUAAAAAGGCCUAAAUCAGCUUUAAAUCAUAUUUCAAAAUGUGGCGAGGAAAAAAUGGAUGAAUGUUAUAUUUUGAUAAAAGAGUAUAAUUUAUAUUCACAAGCACUUGAAUUAUUUAAAAAUGAUGUCCAGAGGUAUGUUCUUGUGGCAUCAAUGUUCGGUGAGAGUCUAUACAAGAAGAGGCACUUUGAAGAAGCUGGUAUCAUGUUCGCUCGUGCUAAUAAACUAGAAAAAGCUAUCGAGGCUUUUACAAAAUCCGGCAAUUGGAGGCAGUGCAUUAUUCUGUCGCGGCAGUGCAACUUCAGCGAUGACGAUGUCAGAAGGUUAGGAGAAUCCCUUUACAAUGGGCUCAUUUCUUCAGAAGAAUACAGGGAAGCCGGAAACGUCGCAUUGGAAUGCCUGCACGAUGUUGAAAAAUGUAUUGACGCUUUCUUGCUUGGGAAGUAUUGGCAGGAAGCGAUUUUCGAAGUCUUAAAGCACAACAAAAUCAAAUUGAUCGAUGUCAUAAAACAGAAUGUACUAGACAAUGGAGUUUUUAUUCUUGAUGAUUUUAGUACAAAGCAUAAUACUAUUAAGAAAUAUGUUGAUCGAUUGGAAAUCGUUAGAAAAGAAAAAGCGAAUAAGCCAAGGUUCCAUGACUUUGACGAAAUGAGUGAUACCAGCAGUAGUGUUUCUUCUUUCAGGACCAAUCCAUCUUUUGUCUCUCGUUCGAGUAAAAUGACGAGGAAGAUGAGCAGAAAGUUGUGGAGUUUGAAAGAGGGUAAUCCUAGAGAAGAAGAAGCGCUUAUUGCAACUUUAGGGGAACUAAUACCAAACAUGGAAAAAAAUGCAGCCGAUGUGCAAAAUAUCUGCACAACUCUCGUAUUUUUUAAAGAAGAUGUUGUAGCUAAAAACUUACAGGCUGCUGCAAAAAAGUUCCUCCAAAACAUUAAAGAAGUUAAAAAAAUAAUUUGGCCAAAGGAUCCAAACGAAGAUGAAGUUUCCACACUAGAUCAAAAACUUAAAUACCCACCAGAGAAUAAAGUCCCAAAAGAAUGGGAAUUAGAAUCAAUAAAAGAUAUUUAAAACAAAUAUAUACAUGUGUAAAUACAUUGAAAUGAAAUCUUA